This is a messenger RNA of Leucoraja erinaceus (little skate), 6313 nucleotides long. Its product is annotated as rho guanine nucleotide exchange factor TIAM2-like. Gene Ontology annotation, cellular component: synapse; membrane. The transcript is spliced from 27 exons. The record is from RefSeq and is a predicted model, not a curated record. Gene Ontology annotation, biological process: positive regulation of axonogenesis; activation of GTPase activity; small GTPase-mediated signal transduction. Gene Ontology annotation, molecular function: protein binding; guanyl-nucleotide exchange factor activity. The coding region runs from base 340 to 5493 and encodes 1717 amino acids. NCBI's taxonomy places the organism in Eukaryota, Metazoa, Chordata, Chondrichthyes, Rajiformes, Rajidae.
ACAGCCUAGUCAUAGGAGUGUUCCCGGAGGACUGAGAGACAUUAUGGCAAGCUGUCUGGGGGAAUCAUUGCAAGCGAGUGGUGGAAAACCACUUUGGUUGGCCUGUAUUUUCUCUCUCUCUCUCUCUCUCUUGCUCUCGCUUUCUCCACCAAUGGAAAAAGUUGAGCACGUUGGGGUGUAACUAAUGAAAAUACAUUCAGUGUAGAAAGUAUUUCCAGCUUGUAACAGUUGAGCUGUGUGCAAUAUAUUACUCACAAGUUCAACACCAAAGCACUUCAUUCACAACUUGGGAGUUGAAUCUCAGCUUUUGGAAAAGGAAAGAUUUUAAAUUUGGGGACAAUGAUGAGUUGCAGCUGCAUACACUUUGAAGCUGAUAGCAGAUGUGUUCCUGGCCGAAAGGGGCACCUCCACCUUCGAAGGUACAAGUGCAAGAUGGGGAAUUCAGACAGCCAGUAUAACCUCCAGGGAACUAAAGGCGACAACAGCAUUGAGGGGAAGGCCACUCCUAUGACCAGGCAGAAGACAUGCGCUCUUAAAAUUCGAAGUGUCCACAUUAAGGAUGAAAAGUCCCGUUCUUCCUUUGGCUGGGGUCACGGCGGCAACAGCAUCAGUUACAAAGCGAGGUCACUGGGUAGAAACUGCCUCUCCCAACACAAAACCAACCAGCGCUUCUCACUCAAUGCCGCUGCACGGCAGUGCGAAGCUUUAGUGGUGGGCAAUAGCAACGCUGACAGCAGAUGCCACCUCAGUCACAUGCGCAAGCACGACUGCAGCAACGAGCCUCGGUUACUGCCCAGGAAUAAAUUCCCUUUCAUUCUCGACAAGGCAGAUGAUCAGAAUCAAACUCUGGUGUACAAUGGCUCCGUUGUGAACGGGCACGGCCUAGCUGAAGAUGCAAUGCAAGCAAAGAAAGCAGAAGGAGAAUGCAGUCCGAAAGUCCUCAUCAAAACGCUGGGAAGAUUUGACGGCAACCUGAGAGUGGAGUUUCACAGUGGCGCUGGGAAUGGCCAUGGGAAACCAACCUGUGAGGAUUCCCCAGGGCCAGUUCAGCUGCUGAGAUACUCAACUGCGAUGGAAUCGCAUCCCUGUAAGCAAAAUGAGGUGCAGAUUGAAGGCAGGACAGAAUACAUGAUAGACCAGUGCCUUCCCCUGGACGAGGGAAGAUUGAAAUCAAGCAAGCGCAGCUCAAUAAGCUCUGAAUAUUCCUGGUGUGAUUCACAAUGGGGACACCAUGCAUGUGCCAAUGAUUUUGAUAACGCAUACACAACCGCCAAGGCUACUGAUUCGAGCCACCAAGGGAACGUUUUGCCAACUGAUGAGCAACCUUUCCAGAAGUCAUCUCUCUCUUCCCUUCAAGCAAUGUACAGCGACGCUGGGGCAGGGCAGUGCGUUCCCACAGGGAAUGAGUUCCCACUGCACCACAGAAACACAGCGGCUUUAAACAGCAAGAAAUUGUUUGAGGAUGACUUCUCCAAGUGCAUGAAUGUGCCAUCCGAUGAGGAAGACAAAGGCCCCAUACAGUAUUCCUCGUAUACACUCCCGUGCAGAAAGCCCAAGCACCUCGCUGAGGACGGCUCCUCCCGGACUGCCUUAAAGAGCCGAAUGCGCCGCUUAAGUGCCUGGACUGGCAGCCUCACCAGGAAGAAAAGAAAACUACAGGACUCCAGAUCCAAGGAUGUCAAUGAGUAUUGUGACAGUGGUAUUGAUGGGUUGACUGGAGACGCCAGCUCUCCGUCCCAGGCACCGAGUUCCCUGUGGUCGUCGGGCUUCAGCUACACACUGCCGCCCAGGAGCAACUCGACCAACGCAGUCGGCAAUGACGUCCUGCGGCAGAGCAUUUACGAGAACUUCAUGCGCGAGUUGGAAAUGGGCCACAUGUCAAUGGACAUCACGGACCUAUCCACAGGGAGUGAGGACAGCAGCAGCGAUUCCUUCAACUCCCUGGAGCAGCUGGACCUGCUGUUUGAAAAAGAACAGGGAUGCGUGCGAAAGGCCGGCUGGUUGUCCUUUAAACCCCUCGUUACUCAUCAGAAGGAAAGGAAAUUGGAGCUUGCCCCUCGCAGAAAGUGGAGACAGUAUUGGGUUUCUCUCAAAGGUUGCACGCUGCUAUUUUAUGAGACCAAUGGGAAAACAUACAUGGAGCAGAGCAGUGUACCCAGAUACGCCUUGUUCACAGAGGAUAGCAUUGUGCAGCCGAUACCAGAACACCCCAAGAAAGAAAAUGUGUUCUGUCUAAGCAAUGCCUUCGGGGACGUCGUCCUAUUCCAGGCUACGAGCCAAACUGAUCUUGAAAAUUGGGUGACUGCGAUCCACUCUGCCUGUGCGUCGGUGUUUGCAAAGCAGCAUGGGAAGGAGGAUACUGUCAAGUUACUGAGAAAUGAAACCAAAAGCUUCAUGCAGAAGAUCGACAUGGAUGGAAAAAUGAAGAAAAUGGCAGAGUUGCAACUGUCCAUUGUGAAUGAUCCCAAAAAUAGGAAGGCAAUUGAAAAUCAGAUCCAGCAGUGGGAGCACAACCUGGAGAAGUUUAACGUGGACCUGUUUCGGAUGCGCUGCUACCUAGCCAGCCUGCAAGGUGGUGAGCUGCCCAAUCCCAAGAGUCUCCUUGCAGCAGCCAGCCGGCCUUCCAAGCUGGCACUUAGCAGGCUGGGCAUCUUCUCCGUCUCCUCCUUUCAUGCUCUGAAUUGUUCCAGGGAUGAAGCCAUGCUCAGAAAAAGAACGCUGUCCUUGUCACAACGGAUAAGAAGCAAAAAGGGCAUCUUUUCGUCGUUGAAGGGAUUGGACGAUCUGGGAAGAAAGGGGAAAGAAAAAGAAAAAGGCCCACCGAUUAUGCAGCAUGAGCUUGAUGGAUCGACAAACGUGCAUUUUCCAACUUCAGUCUGGGACUGCUCUUCAGAGUGUACAGCUCGAGUCUGCUUCCCCAACAACCAGGCAGCGAUCAUCGCCAUUAAGAAUGAUCAGACAGUGGAAGAUGUGCUGAUUAUGGCUUGCAAGAUGAAGCAAUUGAACCCAAUCCAUUACAGUAUUCGCCUCAGAAGAAUGGUACACAAAAAUAUGGAGUAUUGCAUUCCUAACCGUCUGGACUACAUACAGGAGCAGUUAUUUGAUGAAAUAGAGAUUACCACCAUGAAUAUUUACCACAUGCACCUUGAAAGGAGAGGAUCAGAAACUGUGUUUGACAGUGUUUACAAGUAUUCUCUGUUCGUGACUGACGUGCUUCCUGGCGGACUGGCUGACAAACAAGGUGCCAGGGUUGGAGAUGAGAUCUUAAUAAUAAAUGGAGCAGUGGUUGCAAAUCUCCACCAUAGAUGUAUUGAAUCGUUGUUUGCAGAAAAUCAUCUAAUACUUACAGUCAGACGCUUUUCCUCUGACUGGACCCAAACUGUAACAGGCGGAAAUGAUGCAUUAAACCAGAUAACAAUUCCACCACCUCCUGGCCAAUCCAAACUACUGGAGGAAUUUGUGGAUAAUCACCUCCUUCCUGUCCCCUCUGAUUUUGCCUGUGUGCCGGAGAUCCCUGCGCUAACAAGAAGUGUCACAACAGACUGCAUCGAGCCACACAAUCAGGCUGACAUCGCAGAAACACUUUUACAGAGUGCCGAGCACGUGAGCACUUUCUGCCGGAGUUUACACGAACUGCACCCUUCAGAUAUGGCGGGGCAGAAGGAUAGCCUUGAUCAGCCUCUCAGACCAAUGACACGGCAUCUCUCUGAUGCAGAAAGGCUUCGGAAAGUUAUCCACGAACUAAUAGACACGGAGAAAUCCUACGUAAAGGAUCUGAGCUGCCUGUUUGACGUCUACCUGGACCCCCUGCAGAAUGAGAUAUUCCUUACACAAGAUGAGAUGGAGUCGCUCUUUGGGAGCCUGCCAGAAAUGCUCCAGUUUCAGAAGAUGUUCCUGCAUACCCUCGAGGAUGGUAUUGCCUUAUCACCUGACUUCAACAAGCUAGAAACUCCAUCCCAAUUUAAAAAGCUAUUGUUUUCCCUGGGUGGUUCAUUCCUGUACUACGCCGAUCACUUCAAACUGUACAGUGGUUUUUGUGCAAACCACAGAAAGGCUCAGAAAGUUUUGGAAAGAGCUAAAACUGAUAAAGCCUUUAAAGAAUUUUUGGAUGCGCGAAACCCUACAAAGCAACAUUCUUUUACCUUGGAAUCGUACCUGAUCAAGCCCGUGCAGAGAGUAUUGAAAUAUCCUCUACUGCUGAAAGAGCUAGUCUCUCUCACUGAUGCAGAGAGUGAAGAGCACUAUCAUCUAACAGAAACAUUGAAGGCAAUGGAGAAAGUGGCCAGUCACAUCAACGAGAUGCAGAAAAUCUAUGAGGAUUAUGGGACCGUUUUUGAUCAGCUUAUUGCAGAACAGCCUGGAACUAAGAAAGAGGUCACAGAACUAUCAAUGGGAGAGCUUUUGUUGUAUUCUUCUGUAACUUGGUUGAACCCUUUCCCGUCUCUCAGCCGGAUGAGGAAAGAUCCUGAACUGACUGUGUUUGUUUUUAGGCGAGCCAUCAUACUGGUUUAUAAGGAGAUUUACAAGCUGAAGAAAAAAACUGGUACAGUUCCACGUUCCACUUGCAUCUAUGGUGAUAUUGAUCAGUUUAAGUUCAAAUGGUUGAUUCCACUGUCGGCUCUUCAGGUCCGGCUGGGCAAUGCUGCAGGCACAGAUACCAACUGCAUCUGGGAAUUAAUCCACACCAAGUCUGAAAUAGAAGGACGACCUGAAACAGUUUUCCAACUAUGCAGCAGCGAUCCCGAGAGUAAAACAAAUGUCAUUAAAGUGAUUCGUUCAAUACUGAGGGAAAAUGUCCGUCGUCACAUGACCAAGUCAGAAGGACCACUUGAGAAAAUAAACAGGGAGCAUUUGUUCGCUCUGAGAACCAGAGUGCCAUCCUCAGCUAAAAUAGGAUCAACUCGAGCCUCAAAGUUGCCUAAGCAUUGGUGUCAAGAUACUGAAAGGCACAACGCUGUUGAUUCGGAUGAAUGUAGCCUGAGCAGUGGAACAUUAAGCAGUGGCUGCCACACCUCAGAGAGUGGACUGGAACAUAGUUGUCUUUCGUUUACAAAGCAGAACCACCGUGGCCACGAAGAUGAAGUAAAGGAAUCGGACAUUUUAAGUGAUGAAGAUGACUUUUGUGAAUCCAAGAGUGAGACUUUGACAGAUGAAAUUGAGGUAGAGUUUGAGAAGAUGCAGAUUGAUACCAAAGCUGCUUUGGAGCAGGUGCCCAGCCACCAAACAGAUUCCAAAGAGGCAGAACAAAUAGAUCAUCCCCACCUAAGGCGAAGUCACUUUUCUCCAAUCAAAAUAAAAAGUAACAGUGCGAAGAAGAACAAAGGGAAUCUGUUAGCAAUGCAUAAGCACGACCGAUCUCUGGAUAGCCAAUCUGACGGUGCAAAUGUUGAUUUGAAUUCUAUACUGGAAAGGGAGUUUAGCAUUCAGAGCCUGACGUCUGCCGUUAAUGAAGAGUGCUUCUAUGAAAACAUCGAAAGUAACGGAGUAGCUUAGAUUGUAAACGGCAGCACCCAAAUGAGCUUUGGAAUUCACCAGAAUUGAAGUUAGUUUCUUAUCUGUCUUCACUUCAGACUUUACUGUUUUGUCCACUUGUUUUUUUUAAAUUAAAGACUGCAGGAGCAUGUUAGAAGAAACCAGUGUUCCGUUUGUCUUACCGCUGUGUGCACUAAGACGGCGGUCAGCCUCAGAAAUGUAGAUGUUUAAAAACAUUUUCGUUCAAGAAAAUAUUAAGUACAGAAGUCAAAUUAUUUAUUAUCCAUUAUGGACAAUAAAGUUUGGCUUCCACAAGACACUAGUUUUAUAUUAGGUUUGCAAAAAAGGCAGGUUUUGAACACAAAAAACUAAUAUUUUCAAUAAAAGUAAAAUUGCUUAUUUUAAAAGGCUGUAAAUCUCAGUUUUAUUUAUAGAUGGAAAAUAAUGGUUUACAUUAGUACCAGAAUAAUGAUCAAUAUUUGUUACAUUGUGUCCGAUUUUAAGUUUCUGAAGAACCAAACGUGUGUUUGGGUGUGUUUUUGUUUUAUCUAUUUGGCCAACGUUGACCUUUGCUGGUCUGACAAGGGACUCCACUUAUUUAGCUUUGUCUUUGGCCUUCCAAGCUUUGGUAUAUUCCUCUCCAUGCUAGCAAACUCUUGAUUUAGAUAUCUUAAUUUCUUUGUCUAUAAAUAUUGGAGGUUGUGUAUAUUGUAAUUUUAUAACUGCAUUGUAAUAUUGCUUUUUAAUGCGUUAUCUUUUAUAUUCUGGUGAAUGACUACUUGACAUUAAACAUGCAGAAAGUACUUCAAUGUUAAAUAAAUAUGCAUAGCAUCUGCAAGAA